AUGCCAUCUAAGCAAGACCUUGAAUCGAAUCACAUACAGACGGUUUCACGACUUGCAUCUGGAACCUCGGGCCAAGUCUGGUUAGCAGAGAACAAGGAACUGAAAGAGCUUCGUGCACUCAAGGUGCUACGACAUGAUCAAUACUUUGAUACUACUGCUAUCAAAACUUGGGGCCGACAAUUCAGUGCCAAACGAGAGCAGUCAAACUUUGUACUUGGUCUUAUCGAAUCGUUUCACACCGGGGAGGAAAUCAUUUUGGUUACCGAAUACAUGCCUGGCGGAGACCUAGAGUCCUACAUCUGUCGACAUGGAAAGCUCAAUAUGGAAACAGCACGAUUCUACGCUGCCGAGCUCUGCCAUGCUCUGCGAUUUAUCCACCAACACGAAUUCAUUCACCGAAAUCUAGGACUGGAACACGUGCUGCUCACUGCCAGCGGACACAUCCGCCUCACAGGAUUUGGGACAUGUAAAGACGGCAUGGUACACGAGUCAAGGACGACUACUUUCUGUGGUGGUCUUUCGACUGCGCCGGAGAUCUUGUUGGACAUACCCUACGGCCGGGCAGUAGAUUGGUGGGGGUUCGGUAUAGUACUGUUCCAGAUGCUUGAAGCUGCGAGCCCUUUUCAGGGAGAAGACGUGGAUGCCAUCUUCGACGAGAUCCUGGACGAUUCGAAGCCUGUUUAUCCGCUCGAAAUGCCAGACAGCAGUAGAUCGAUUCUGCAGCAACUACUGCUUCGCAACCCUGAUAUGCGCCUCGGGGCAAACAAAGAUGGCGUUGAGGGAGUCACUGGACAUGCCUUUUUUGCCGGAACAAUAUGGGAAGAUAUCGCACACGAGCGUGUGCCGCCACCCAUCUCACAGCAACGUCCAAAUGCUCAGGAGCCUAUGCAAGAGUCGUCAGUCACGUCAGUCACGGACUUUCCACCUGCCGUCGAUUGGUCUCGCCUUGAUAUCUUCAGUGGCUUUUAA
Messenger RNA from Aureobasidium pullulans EXF-150, 969 nucleotides. Its product is annotated as kinase-like protein. Lineage: Eukaryota; Fungi; Ascomycota; Dothideomycetes; Dothideales; Saccotheciaceae. Gene Ontology annotation, biological process: protein phosphorylation. Gene Ontology annotation, molecular function: ATP binding; protein kinase activity. The record is from RefSeq and is a predicted model, not a curated record. The transcript has a single exon. Bases 1 to 969 code for a protein of 322 amino acids.